Molecule: messenger RNA, 1226 nt
Organism: Cuscuta campestris
Lineage: Eukaryota; Viridiplantae; Streptophyta; Magnoliopsida; Solanales; Convolvulaceae
Source: the annotation of a GenBank genome assembly
AGAAAGAUUCAAGAAGAAAAAGUGAUGGAGAAGAUCUCACUAACCCACGUCUGGUUUCUGGUUUUGGCUUCUCUGGUGUACUGCUAUUUCGUGUCUGCAAACCUCCCAAAGGGCAUUUUCAGGUUCAUAUCUCUAACCCCUGUUUUCGGCCUCUUCACUGUCUUCCCUCUCCUCCACUCCUCCGCCUUCUGCACGGCGGUCGCCUUCUUCUUCUUCACCUGGCUCUCCAACUUCAAGCUCCUCGCCUUCUCCUUCGACCGCGGCCCGCUCUCCUCCUCCUCACCCGCCUACAGGUCUCUCCUCACCUUCAUUGCCAUGGCUUCUCUUCCUCUCAGGUUGAAGAAGAAAAAUGUCAAUAGAUCAAAGAUUUUGCGGUUAAACUUGGCGGCGGAAAUUGCGGGCUUCGCGGGGUUGUUGCAGCUGAUUUUCCGGUACGGAGAUGGGGCCCACCAGAACCUGGUCUUGAUCUGGUAUUCUCUCCUGGUUUUCCUCAUGGUGGAUGUGCUGGUCGGAGUUUCGGGAUUCGCGGUCCGGGUCUUGACCGGUCUAGAUCUGGACCCGCCGUCGGACGAGCCUUACCUCUCCUGCUCCCUCCGGGAAUUCUGGGGGAGGCGCUGGAACCUCACCGUGACCAACACCUUCCGCUUCUCCGUCUACGAUCCCGUCCGGGAACUCUCCGCCGCCGUCAUCGGCGGCGCGUGGGCCCCACUUCCGGCGAUGAUGGCGACGUUCGCGCUCUCCGGCCUCAUGCACGAGCUGCUGGUCUUCUACGUCGCGCGCGCCCGCCCGUCGUGGGAGAUGACGGCGUUCUUCUUGCUCCACGGAGUCUGCGUCGCGGCGGAGUACGCGACGGAGCAGGCUUGGGGAGGCACUCCCCGGCUGCCGCGGGCGGUUUCGGGGCCGUUGACGGUCGGGUUCGUGGUGGGCACCACCUUCUGGCUGUUCUUCCCGCCGCUAAUUAGGAGCGGCGCCGACAAAAUGGUCCUGGAAGAAUUGAAAACCUAUAUCCAGUUCAUUCAUAACCAUUGGAGAUCAUUAGUGAUUGCGAAUUAGGACCAGCACCGACACCAGGGCAGUGGCGGAGCCAGGAGCAGAAUGGUUUAUUUUUUUAUUCUGAAUUUUCUUUUUGAAUUUACCAAAAGAAUUCUAGAAAAGAAAAAGUGAAAAUUUUUAAUUAUGCUAAUUUUUCUAUUUUUAUUUCAAACAAAGAAAUUUUGAAUUUUGUA